Messenger RNA from Vidua chalybeata, 9807 nucleotides. It is a transcript of the gene ANKHD1, whose product is annotated as ankyrin repeat and KH domain containing 1. Bases 137 to 9730 code for a protein of 3197 amino acids. Gene Ontology annotation, biological process: innate immune response; monoatomic anion transport. Gene Ontology annotation, cellular component: cytoplasm; membrane. The record is from RefSeq and is a predicted model, not a curated record. Lineage: Eukaryota; Metazoa; Chordata; Aves; Passeriformes; Viduidae. Gene Ontology annotation, molecular function: RNA binding; solute:inorganic anion antiporter activity; protein binding. The transcript is spliced from 46 exons.
ACAGCAGCUGGGGACAGAGCCAGCCCAGGGCAUCCACGCUCUGGGGAGGAGCUGGAGAGGACAGGCAGGUCAGUGUCUGGAAGGGCAGUGGGAAGUGCAGCAGGGUGCUGGAUUUGGGGCAGGUCACUGGUUUUUCAUGGGGCCACCACGUCCAAGCCCCUCUGAGUUCCUGCAUCCAGGGGAAGGGAGAAUCCCUUGCGGUGCAGCUCUCUGUGGGGUCUGCUCUGAGACCACCCUCCCUCACCCCAGGCUUUUUGGGGGGCUGCUGCGAGACAUCCAGAGGAAGGCACCGUGGUAUGGCAGCGACUUCUCCGACGCCCUGCACCCUCAGUGCCUCUCAGCAGUGCUCUACAUCUACCUGGCGACAGUCACCAAUGCCAUCACCUUUGGGGGCAUGCUGGGGGACGCAACCGCCAACAUGCAGGGCGUGCUGGAGAGCUUCCUGGGCACAGCCUUUGCUGGCUUCAUCUUCUGCCUCUUUUCGGGCCAACCUCUGACCAUCCUGAGCAGCACUGGCCCCGUGCUUGUCUUUGAGCGCCUCCUCUUCUCCUUCAGCCAGGAUCACAGCCUGGACUACCUGGAGUUCCGCCUCUGGAUUGGGCUCUGGGUGGCCUUUUUUGGUGUGGUGCUGGUGGCCACCGAGGCCAGUCACCUGGUGCGGUACUUCACGCGCUUCACCGAGGAAGGCUUCUGUGCACUCAUCAGCCUGAUAUUCAUCUACGACUCCCUGAAGAAGAUGCUGAGCCUGGCAGAUGCCUUCCCCAUCAACUGGCAGUACCGGCUGGACAACGUCACCUCCUACAGCUGCACCUGCAACUUGUCCAGCCCUGGUGAGCCCAAGGAGCUGUGGGUGGGUGGGGAGCAGGAAGCUGCUGCCCCAGGAUGCCCUAGGGUGAGCCCAAGGUGUGACCUCUCCUCACCACCCACCUUGUCCCUGCAGCCUCCUGCCGCCCCAGCAGGGCUGAGCAGGACCCAGUGCCUGGGUCGAGGUGGGCAUCUCCUGGGGACCAGCUGCCAGUAUGUGCCCGAUGUCACCCUCAUCUCCUUCCUGCUCUUCGGGGGCACCUUCCUCUUCUGCAUCGCACUCAAGCGCUUCAGGAGCAGCCGCUACUUCCCUGUGGGGGUGCGGAAGCUGGUGAGCGACUUCGCUGUCAUCCUGGCCAUCCUCGCCUCCUGCGCUGUCGAUGCUGUCCUGGGCCUGGAGACCCCCAAGCUCCUUGUCCCCAGCGAGCUGAAGCCCACAAACCCAGCACGGGGCUGGAUCAUUUUCCCCUUUGGAGCCAACCCAUGGUGGGUCUGCCUGCUGUCCGCGGUGCCUGCUGUCCUUGUCACCAUCCUCAUUUUCAUGGACCAGCAGAUCACAGCUGUCAUUCUUAACCGCAGCGAGUACAAGCUGCAGAAAGGAGCAGGGUUCCACCUGGACCUCCUCUGUGUCUCCCUCCUGAUGGUUGUCACCUCUGUCACCGGCCUCCCCUGGUACGUCUCAGCCACCGUCAUCUCCCUGGCACACAUGGAGAGCCUGAGGAAGGAGAGUGCAACCUCAGCCCCCGGCGAGCACCCCGAGUUCCUGGGCAUCAGGGAGCAGAGGCUGACAGGCCUGGCUGUCUUCAUCCUGAUGGGAGUCUCUGUCUUCAUGGCCCCCGUGCUCAAGCACAUCCCGAUGCCGGUGCUCUAUGGGGUGUUCCUGCACAUGGGGGUGACGGCGCUGAACAGCAUCCAGCUCACGGACCGUGUGCGGCUGCUCCUGAUGCCGGCCAAGCACCAGCCAGACCUCGCCUACCUCCGCCACGUGCCCCUGCGCCGGGUGCACCUCUUCACCAUCAUCCAGCUGCUCUGCCUGGCCCUGCUCUGGGUCCUCAAGUCCACCGUGGCCGCGAUUAUUUUCCCAGUGAUGGUUGAAUCAUUUAUUUUGGACCAAGAAGAUCUUGAUAACCCAGUACUUAAAACCACAUCGGAGUUAUUCUUAUCGAGUGCUGCAGAAGGUGCGGACUUGAGAACUGUGGAUCCAGAAACACAAGCAAGACUUGAAGCCUUACUGGAGGCAGCAGGAAUUGGUAAAUUGUCCACUGCCGAUGGCAAAGCCUUCGCAGAUCCCGAGGUUCUUCGGAGACUGACGUCGUCCGUCAGCUGCGCGCUGGACGAGGCGGCCGCCGCGCUGACGCGGAUGAGAGCCGAGAACAAUCACAACAACGGACAGGUGGACAAUCGCAGUCUGGCAGAAGCAUGCUCCGAUGGGGAUGUCAAUGCUGUCCGGAAGCUGCUGGAUGAAGGACGGAGCGUAAAUGAACAUACUGAAGAAGGGGAGAGUCUGCUUUGCUUGGCCUGCUCAGCAGGAUAUUAUGAAUUGGCACAAGUGCUUCUAGCCAUGCACGCCAACGUUGAAGACCGAGGGAAUAAAGGCGACAUCACUCCCUUGAUGGCAGCUGCCAGUGGAGGCUACGUGGAUAUCGUUAAACUCCUCCUUGUCCAUUGUGCAGAUGUCAAUGCACAGUCCUCCACAGGGAACACAGCUCUGACGUACGCCUGUGCCGGGGGCUUUGUGGACGUGGUGAAGGUGCUACUGAAAGCUGGUGCUAACAUAGAAGACCACAAUGAGAACGGACAUACCCCCCUGAUGGAAGCAGCCAGUGCAGGGCAUGUCGAGGUUGCAAGAGUAUUGCUGGAAUAUGGUGCAGGAAUCAACACUCACUCCAACGAGUUCAAAGAAAGUGCACUUACACUCGCAUGCUAUAAAGGCCAUUUAGAUAUGGUUCGUUUUUUGCUUGAAGCUGGAGCUGAUCAAGAGCACAAAACAGAUGAGAUGCACACGGCGCUGAUGGAGGCCUGCAUGGACGGGCACGUGGAGGUGGCACGGCUGCUGUUGGACAGCGGUGCCCAGGUGAACAUGCCCGCGGAUUCCUUCGAAUCCCCGCUCACUCUGGCAGCUUGUGGCGGGCACGUGGAGCUGGCAGCGCUUCUGAUCGAGCGAGGAGCCAACCUGGAGGAGGUUAAUGAUGAAGGUUACACACCUCUGAUGGAAGCUGCCCGGGAAGGCCACGAAGAGAUGGUGGCCUUGCUGCUGGCACAAGGGGCAAAUAUUAACGCACAGACAGAAGAAACGCAGGAAACAGCCCUGACCCUGGCCUGCUGCGGAGGCUUCUCUGAAGUCGCUGACUUCCUUAUUAAGGCAGGAGCUGAUAUAGAGCUUGGUUGCUCAACACCUUUGAUGGAAGCUGCUCAAGAGGGCCAUCUUGAACUGGUGAAAUACUUGCUGGCAGCAGGAGCCAAUGUUCAUGCCACUACAGCAACGGGAGAUACAGCUUUGACCUACGCCUGUGAAAAUGGACACACAGAUGUGGCAGAUGUGUUGCUUCAGGCUGGUGCUGAUCUGGAGCACGAAUCUGAAGGUGGGAGAACCCCACUAAUGAAGGCUGCACGAGCUGGUCACUUAUGCACCGUGCAAUUCCUUAUUAGCAAAGGUGCCAAUGUGAACAGGGCUACAGCCAACAAUGAUCACACAGUGGUGUCCCUGGCCUGUGCUGGAGGUCACCUGGCCGUGGUUGAGCUUCUCCUGGCUCACGGGGCAGAUCCUACUCAUCGGCUCAAGGAUGGCUCAACAAUGCUCAUCGAAGCUGCCAAGGGAGGACACACAAAUGUUGUUUCUUACUUGCUGGAUUACCCAAACAAUGUUCUGUCGGUUCCUGCAGCAGACUUGUCCCAGCUCACACCUCCAUCUCAGGAUCAGUCUCAGGUUCCCCGUGUCCCGGUGCAUACGCUCGCUAUGGUUGUACCUCCCCAGGAGCCUGACAGGACCCCUCAAGAGAACUCCCCACCUCUCUUGGGAGUGGUGAAAGGUGCAUCCAAGCAGAAGUCAAGUUCCCUGCAGGUAGCAGAUAAGGACCUACUGCCACCUUUUCACCCAUACCAACCUUUGGAAUGCAUAGUAGAAGAGACUGAAGGCAAGCUGAAUGAACUUGGACAGAGAAUUAGUGCUAUUGAAAAAGCACAACUUAAAUCAUUGGAAUUAAUUCAAGGUGAACCUUUAAAUAAAGAUAAGAUUGAAGAACUUAAAAAGAACAGAGAAGAACAAGUACAGAAGAAGAAGAAAAUAUUGAAGGAGCUGCAGAAGGUGGAAAGGCAGUUGCAGAUGAAAACCCAGCAGCAGUUUACCAAAGAAUAUUUGGAGACCAAAGGUCAGACAGACACACCACCUGCCCUGCAGCAGCAGUGCUCACUUACAGGGGUCUUCCCAGAAGUGGAAGCCGAUAAGGGUCUGCCAGAGGCUAACUUUUCAGGGUUACCUCAGGUUGACACAAUCUUGUCUAAAGAUGAUGAGCAACACCAGUCUCCACCACCUGCUGAACAAAUAGAGUUUGUCCCCAUCCAGCCUUUGCCAGCACCGCAAUGUAAUUUUUCUGGUAACUUAGGUUAUAAUGGGACAGAGUCUCUUGAACUUCAGAAAGCAUUAGGGAAUCAGCAGAAUGUAGGACAGCAGCAGCAAAUUGCUGGGCAGGGGCUCUUAGUUCAAGAACCAGACGGAUUAAUGGUUGCCACUCCAGCACAGACGCUUACCGACACUCUUGAUGACCUAAUAGCAGCUGUGAAUAGCAGAGUGCCCAGUGGCUCCACCAGCUCCUCGCACAGAACCGAGUCCCCGACGCCCGAGCCCUGCCCGCAGGCAGCCAGCAAUGUGCCCCCGCAGUCCGUGCUCCCCAUGUACCCAUCCGUGGACAUCGAUGCACAUACUGAAAGCAAUCACGACACUGCGCUGACCCUCGCAUGUGCGGGAGGGCACGAGGAGCUUGUGUCUGUGCUGAUCGCCCGUGGUGCCAAUAUUGAACACAGAGACAAGAAGGGUUUUACACCCUUGAUUCUGGCUGCAACUGCUGGACAUGUUGGUGUCGUGGAAAUUCUUCUGGACAAAGGUGGGGAUAUAGAAGCACAGUCGGAGCGCACGAAGGAUACUCCGCUUUCCUUGGCAUGCUCCGGUGGACGCCAGGAGGUUGUUGAUUUGCUGUUGGCGCGGGGAGCAAAUAAAGAACACAGGAAUGUGUCUGACUACACGCCGUUAAGCCUUGCUGCAUCUGGUGGCUAUGUUAAUAUCAUCAAGAUUCUUCUCAAUGCUGGGGCAGAAAUUAAUUCCAGGACUGGCAGUAAGCUGGGCAUUUCUCCUCUGAUGCUGGCUGCUAUGAAUGGCCAUGUCCCUGCCGUGAAGCUGCUGCUUGAUAUGGGCUCUGAUAUUAACGCCCAAAUCGAGACCAACCGCAACACAGCCCUCACCCUGGCCUGCUUCCAGGGCCGGGCAGAGGUGGUCAGUCUGCUGCUGGACAGGAAGGCCAAUGUCGAGCACAGGGCAAAGACUGGUCUCACACCUCUGAUGGAAGCAGCUUCAGGAGGCUAUGCAGAGGUUGGAAGGGUUCUCCUUGAUAAAGGAGCAGAUGUGAAUGCCCCACCUGUGCCUUCCUCGAGAGAUACGGCUUUAACAAUUGCAGCUGAUAAGGGUCACUACAAGUUCUGCGAGCUCCUCAUUAAUCGAGGGGCACACAUCGAUGUUCGCAACAAGAAAGGAAACACCCCGCUGUGGCUGGCAGCUAACGGUGGGCACUACGACGUGGUGCAGCUGCUUGUGCAAGCAGGGGCAGACGUGGAUGCUGCAGACAACAGGAAAAUUACCCCUCUUAUGUCAGCAUUUCGCAAGGGGCAUGUGAAAGUAGUUCAGUUCCUGGUGAAAGAAGUGAACCAGUUUCCUUCAGACAUUGAGUGCAUGCGCUACAUAGCGACCAUCACGGACAAGGACCUGUUGAAAAAGUGUCACCAGUGUGUGGAGACAAUUGUGAAAGCUAAAGACCAGCAGGCUGCAGAAGCCAAUAAAAAUGCAACUAUACUGCUGAAGGAGCUAGACCUGGAAAAAUCAAGAGAGGAAAGCAGAAAACAAGCUCUUGCAGCCAAAAGGGAGAAAAGAAAGGAAAAGAGAAAGAAGAAGAAAGAGGAACAAAAAAGAAAACAAGAAGAAGAUGAAGAAAACAAGCCUAAGGAAACUCUGGAACUGCAAGAAGAUGAUGAUGAAGAAGAAAAUGAUGAUGAAGUGGAGCAAGAAGUUCCUAUAGAGCCUCCAAGUGCAACUACUACAACUACAAUUGGAAUUUCUGCAACUUCAACUACCUUCACAAAUGCCUUUGGGAAGAAGAGAGCUAAUGUGGUGACUACCCCCAGCACAAAUAGAAAAAAUAAGAAAAAUAAAACAAAAGAGACUCCUCAGAAUAUGCAGAUAAUUUUGCCAGAUCAGCAUAUAUCUCUAGCACAGCAAAAAGCAGAUAAAAAUAAAAUCAAUGGAGAGCCAAGAGGUGGUGGUGCGAGUGGGAACAGCGAUUCAGAUAACUUGGAUAGCACAGAUUGCAACAGUGAGAGCAGCAGUGGAGGGAAGAGCCAGGAGCUGAACUUCACGAUGGAUACGAACUCCUCGGAGCGGCGCUAUGCCUCACUGCUCAUCCCCUCUCAGGAAGAAAAAAACAGCACCUCAGCUUCCAAAACACCAACGAGGAGAGAAGAAGUUGAUGACUCUGAGCAUUUCACCUGCCAGGUUGAUGGCCAGUUUGAUAUAACCUUGUCGAGCCAGAGAGUUGACGGUGAAGGUCAUUCGAGUUCUUUGUCGACUACUUAUAAGUCUGUUUCCCUGCCUCUGACCUCUCCAAAUGUAAAGCUGAAUCUGACCAGUCCAAAAAGAGGCCAGAAAAGAGAAGAAGGCUGGAAAGAAGUGGUUAGAAGGCAAGUGGGCAGAGUUCUGAAAGACCCUCCCCCCAGCAACACUCUGCAGCCAACACCAAUUGAGCAAUUUCAGCUGCAGAGAGGAGGGCGCUGCUGUUCCGGAGCAAAAAGGUCAAAGAAAUUAUCAGUCCCAGCUUCUGUCGUAUCUAGAAUAAUGGGAAGAGGUGGGUGCAACAUCACAGCAAUUCAAGAUGUCACUGGUGCCCACAUUGAUGUGGAUAAGCAAAAAGAUAAGAAUGGAGAGAGAAUGAUCACUAUAAGGGGUGGUACAGAGUCCACGCGAUACGCAGUGCAACUCAUCAAUGCCCUUAUUCAAGAUCCUGCCAAGGAACUGGAAGACUUGAUUCCUAAAACUCAUAUAAGAACACCUGCUUCGAGUACCAAAUCAAUCCACGCAAACUUUUCGUCUGGAGUCAGCACUGCGACUGCUUCCAACAAGAACUCGUUUCCUCUCGGAGCACCGCCCCUGGUCACAUCGCAGUCAUCGACACUAUCUACUUUCCAGCCUCCUAACAAAUUAAACAAGAACGUCCCAGCGAACGUGCGCUCAUCUUUUCCGGUGUCUCUUCCUCUCGCUUAUUCUCACCCUCAUUUUGCCUUGCUGGCUGCCCAAACUAUGCAACAGAUCCGGCACCCUCGCUUACCUAUGGCCCAGUUUGGAGGAACCUUUUCACCUUCACCGAACACUUGGGGACCAUUCCCAGUGAGACCAGUUAACCCUGGCAGCACGAACAGCUCUCCAAAGCAUAAUAGCUCGAGUCGUGUAGGUAGUCAGAAUGGAAGCGUUCUGCAGACGGAGUCUCCUGGGUUACCUACGUCCAGUUGUCCCAUUACCGCCUCGUCUGUAGCUGCUUCCACCCAGCCUCUGUGUGUGACCAGUAACCGGACUCCCUCCUCGGUCAGGAAGCAGCUCUUUGCCUGCGUCCCCAAGACGAGCGCUGCAGCAACAGCAAUCUCAACUGUGACGAGCACCUGUAGCACUCUGCCCUCAGCUUCCUCUGCCCCCACAAACAACGGGCAAGUGCCCACCGCGUUUCUGCCAUCUACUGCUCCGCAAGCGCAGCACUCUGCCCUGAAGGCGGAAUCGUUCUCGGCUGUCUCAGCACCCAAGGAGAAGGUGUCCACCCCCGAGCAGCCGCCAACAAGCGCGUGCCCGCCAGCUUCAGUCGCAAGCAGUUGCAGUGUGUCAGCCAGCAGCAGCUCAGGGGGCACCGAAACGCGCCCGGUGAGCAGCCCCGCACCGCUCAACAACGCGCAGGAGGAAAUUCUGCCAACCAGCAUGUCCGAGAUCAGCCCUUCCAUGUCGAUGCCUUUUUCAUCCAGCUCAGAAACUGCUCCUUUAAGCUUAGCGUCGCCCAGGUCAGUUGUUGCAGAUAAUCAGGACAACAGUAACUUACCUCAAGUAGCUGUACCAGCACCUCGAGUUACUCACAGGAUGCAGUCCAGAGGUUCUUUCUAUUCAGUGGUACCAAAUGCAAACCUCCAUCAAGAUCCUCAGUCUAUUUUUGUUACGAAUCAAGUUCCUUUAACACCUUCUCAAGGUCCACCUGCUGCAGUGCAGCUUUCGUCAGCCAUGAACGUUAUGAACGGUUCUCAGAUGCACAUUAACCCAGCAAACAAAUCAUUGCCUCCUGCCUUUGGGCCAGCAACGCUCUUCAAUCACUUUAGUAGUCUUUUUGAUAGCAACCAGGUGCCAGCUAACCAAGCAUGGGGAGACUGUUCACUCUCUACCCGAGCAGCAGCUGACCCAUCUUUCACUGUUCAGUCUACCUUUCUGAAUAACUCUGUGCUAGGACACGUGGAAAACGUUCAUCCCGACAACUCCAAGGCUCCUGGUUUCAGGCCACCUUCCCAGCGGGUUUCAACUAGUCCCGUAGGCUUACCCUCUCUAGAUCCAUCCAACAGCUCUACAACUUCUUCUUCAGGUCCUUUGACAGGCUUUUCAGCAAACAUACAAGGAGCACGGGUUUACCUUCAAGGGCCAGCGCCUGUUGGGACUCCCAGCUUUAACAGACAGCAUUUUUCACCACAUCCUUGGACAAGCGCAACAAAUUCAUGUAGGAACUUCAUGGCAGGUGAAUCUCCUAUUCCAUCAGUUUCCUCAGGAUCAUCUUCCCCCCUCUCAGCUGCUUCUGCACCUGCUAACUUGGGCCAGCCAAAAACGGGUAACGCCAACCCAGAUCGGAAGGUGCCGCCUCCCAUCGGGACAGAGAGGCUCGCCAGGAUCCGCCAGGGAGGCUCCGUCACUCCCACGCCCUUGGGAACCAACUUCACAGCCCCCGUGGGCCACAGCGGCAUCUGGUCCUUCGGAGUGAACAGCGUGUCUGAAGGCUUGUCGGGUUGGUCUCAGCCUGUCAUGGGAAGUCAUCCAAUGCAUCAGCAGCUGUCGGACCCGGGCACGUUUUCUCAGCAUCAGCCCAUGGAGAGAGAUGAUUCUGGAAUAGUGGCUCCCUCGAAUAUUUUCCACCAACCUAUGCCAAAUAGUUUUGUGGAUUUUUCUAAAGGCCUGCCCAUCUCCAUGUACGGCGGCACUCUGAUACCCUCGCACCCUCAGCUGGCAGAUGGCCCAGGAGGGCCCCUCUUUAACGGGCUCCAUACUCCAGAUCCUGCCUGGAAUCCCAUGAUCAAAGUUGUCCAGAACUCAACAGAAUGUACUGAUGCUCAGCAGGUACCCGCAUCAUCUGCGACCGCAAGUUCCUGCUGGAGUGCAAGAAUUCACCCGCGGCCAGGACCCCUCCCUGCUGCCUGCCCCAGAUCCCCGGUGUCACAUCCCUGGCCCAGUCCAGCCUCGUCAAGCUGGAGGAGCUCAAGGAGCGGAAUGAGAGCGAAGAGGCCAUGCCAGAUCAAGACCAGUUUGAGAUGGACAUCUGAGUUUCCAUCUCCCCGUCUCCAGGCCAUGGCUGGGCCUGUUCCUGGGCCUCGUGGAGGUGCUGGCACCGUGACCAGCUGGCUGCAGCCCUCUCUGAUGCUGGGGAUGGACGUGUGACACCUCAGGCUCUAGCACAAGUGGCUGGUGCAAUUGCCUAGGAGCUCAUGCUUGAUCAAUAAACACCGUGAAACCCC